AUGUCUCUCCUAUGUGAAUCUCCGAUCUAUGAACCGGAGGUGAAAAGUCGCGAUUUAGAUGAGAUGGAGGAGGAUACAGGUUCGAUUUUCUCAGAGUCCGCAUCGGAGCAGUCUAUCCCCCCGACUCAGCGGUCUCUUUCGAUGUUUGAGCGAGUCAUCACCACCCACGCGCCUAUCCUUGAAUCUCUCCUACUCCAGACUCCCACCGAUGCCAUCCUCAAGCUCUUUCAUACCUCCCGCUACCUUCGAUCCUUCCUCCAAAAUUACCCAACGGCAUGGAAGUACCUCUCGUUCCGCUUGUUCUACCCUUCCGGCAGUCAGUUCCCGCUCCGGAUUGUAUUCCCUGGAGGAACCGAGUCGGUGAUGCCACGCCAAUCGCGGUCAUAUGCUCUCGAUCAACUGCUGAUGAACGUGGUGGUUCCGUUCAGCCCGUGUCUGAAGAGUCUGGAGCUGGAUAAUACCGCGGUCUCGGGGCAGAUUCUAAUAUCUACUGUUUUGCAUUCACGACGAGAAACCCUGGAGCACCUCUCUGUUCGUGGCUGCAAGAAUGUCUCUCUCAAAUACCACAUUAUCCCCUAUCUGACCAUGUUCGGACUCCAGUACGACGUGGACAUGGAAAGGAACAUCGGCAGCUCCUCGUCGACGAAACGUCUUGCACUAAAGAGUCUCUACACAUACCGAUGCCGGCAUCAUAGACGCAGACCGUAUCUCUCAUCUUCUCUCUUGCGCAAGGAUUCGGACUCUGAGCCUACGCAUGAACUGGUCAACCUCUGUCACAAAUUGGGGAUCUGGACUGACACUGCGUGGUGCUCUACUCCCGCCGGGAGAUGCUUCCGGAGAAGGAGCUAUGUUUCUAUGAGGGUUCCUCAGGGUUCUGCUGAAGUAUGGGUGGUUUUUGACCGACUGUGGAGGUCUAAGAAUUGGAUCGGCCCAGUGGAACAGGGCGGUCGGCCAAGCCAGAGAGAUGGGAAGUUGUGGGAACACAACGAGACUGGCUACAAUGGCGAGCCACUCGGAACCGGGGAAGGACAGGGACUGGGCGAAGGCAAGAUGACGCCUGCCCAUUUGCGUUCGAGCCACACUCGUUUCGUCGACAACAUCCGCUGCGAUAAUUGCUUUGAGGAGAUUUCGGAGAGAUGCGAACAAUGUAGUAUCUUGAUGCACUGCGUCGGGUGUCGAAAGACCCUCUGUGCGAGCUGCGCGUUUGACCGACCCUAUCUCCACCGCCGCAGCAGUUCAGAUGACGCCGCGAAAAGCUUCUGGUGGGCACAUGGUGUUGUCGUGUCCCCGUGCCUCAUGCAGGAUCCUCUCCGAAGCCCGACGGACAGCGUCUCUGUCAAUUCCAAUGACCCAGUACCUUAUCCGAACCUAAAAUUUCAUUGGUGUUGUACCGAGCCCAUAUUUUCCGGAGGCGGCGGCAUCAGCAUCGGCACCCCUAACCGGGACGUGGACCAGGUGCGAGCAGCUCCUUUACCCCGUGGUCAAGGCUGGGAGGACUUGGAAUACUCGGCCAACGAGUGGAGCAAGACCUUUCCCAAGUAUGCUUACGGUGACCCCCGUAAACCGGACUACUCCCUUGAGACAGGCCAUAUCGCCAUGAUGAAAUGGCUACUGGGACCGCCUGACCGCCAGCCUACAGCAUGUCCUCGGAAUCUCUGUCAAGAAUGUUACGACGCUCCUCAGUGGAAGGUUCACUGUAAGAGUUGCUCAAAGCCAUUAUGCAUCGAACACGACCUGCGGGGUCUUCGUCUUCGCAUCUGCGGUUAUCGGGACCUGGCUUUGGAGAAAAUGGCUAUUCAGACCCCGUCCGGGCUGAGGUCCGAUCAGAUCAACAGCGAAUUCAUGCGAGACCUCGGCAUUCCCCAGCCUGGGCUUGCAGGUUCCACUCCCGAAAUCGAGCUACCUUACCGAACCCUGCGUGUCUUCGAUUCCACUACUAGCAGUUUCACUGAAGAUAACGGGGAUGGGUCGCCGUUCGAUUCCCCCAAAUGGCAGGGCUGCCAGUCCUUCUUUUGCCCACAGAUUCGCGCGGUCGGUGACCAGCGUCAGAGAUGCUCUAGCAUCCUGCGGGAAUGCACGGCCUGCUCGGUCUACGUCUGCCAGGAUUGCAUCAAUGUGAAUCCACCUUGCAACUGUUCCUUUUGCCAAGUGCACUACCACUGCCCGAAUUGCAUGAAGCUUCGUGAGCGGGACGGGACAUGUCGCCGGACGGCAGAAGAAAAGGCGCGACGGGAGCAGAAGUGGAAGCAGGACAUGCAAGCCCUGGAAGCUAUUCUGGAAUUUAAGCUGGCGGACGAAGUCGUGGAAUUUGCAGGACAAUUCUUCGACCUGGUUGAGGCCAUGUCAGACGUGGAAGUACAUGAGUUGGAGGAUGUUCAGCAGAACCAUCCAUCGGAUUCAAUCUUCCCAUUUGACCAGAGUCCUCUGGGAGCGGACUUCCUGGUAGAUGAUGCCUUGACUGACAGUUCCGAGUGAGAUUCUCAACCUCAAUUGUCUUCGGUAUCAGUAAUGUGUGUUUAGCGAUAUGUUCAACAGCGUCGGACUUUGCGCGGGAAGCAAAGCACUCAUGUGAUGGGAGUUAGGCGUGACAACUGCUCUAUUCGCAUUAUUGUCAUGGAGCUAGCGAGUAUGUUAUGGCAUAUUGAUCAUUGUUCGGGUCGUUUACUAGGAAGAGCGUAUUUGUUAUUCCGUGUAUGUGCCUUGUUAGGAGUCCGGUUACUAGCUACAGGGAAUUGUCAGAACAAGCAAUAAAUGUCAAACUAC
This is a messenger RNA of Aspergillus novofumigatus IBT 16806, 2763 nucleotides long. RefSeq lists its product as uncharacterized. NCBI's taxonomy places the organism in Eukaryota, Fungi, Ascomycota, Eurotiomycetes, Eurotiales, Aspergillaceae. The transcript has 2 exons. Bases 1 to 2475 code for a protein of 824 amino acids. The record is from RefSeq and is a predicted model, not a curated record.